CUUCCUUCUACCUCUUCCUCCUUGCGUGUGGCUUUGACGCAUCCCAAAAUCCUGGCCAUUUCUACACCAUAUGUGUUUCCGUAGGCACAGCUUGUGAACGUAUCGCUGCUUCCUCGAUUUUCUUACAGGCUGGCCUUCUUCAUCCCUUUGCCAUUUGAUUCGGUCAUUUGCAUCGAAGAGUGCCAUGAUCGACAGCACCAAUGCUCCUUCCAGUCCUCAGGCGCAAGAUUCGCCGGAGUCUCUGUUUGGAUCUCCGCCACUUUCUCCAGUCAUCCAAGGUAGGUCACCAUCACCAUUGCUAGCAUUGCCUGGCUCUAGCAGCAGCGUUGGAAUUGGUCGGGGCUCUGCACAAAACGUGGGGACCAUUGCACUUCCUGGUUCCCAUCUUGAUUCUGAACUUCCAAUCAAUCCAUUAGCCUUGUCGUUGAGUUAUUCUCCUCGGCCUCCGGCGCAAGAGCAAGCCUCCGCGGCCCCGUCCAAAUGGCGGCAAUCUAUUCAUGCCUCGACCCCUACCUCUGCAACAGCAACAUCAUCAGCCGUAUCUUCGUCGUCAUCCACGCCAACCUCCUCCAGGUCCUCUUCCUUAGUGCCCAAUCACAUUUCUACAGCAAAGAGAAAGAAAACAUUAAAACGAAAGGCGACGACAUAUGAGCGUCCACCUCCACCCGAAAUUCCUCUUCCAGACCCCUCCGAACCGCCACCUUCAAAUUUUCUUCGUAGUCAGAUCGCUUUGCUUGGAACCGCAGGCCUUGUUGCUGGUGUCAAACCCUCUACCAUCACGCAUAAGGACACGCGAGGCAUGACAUCCAACAACCCGAUUGUCAUUGAUGAUACCCCACCACCACCUCCACAACCAGUUUCGAAACCUCUAUUAUCCCUAUUUCCUGCUAUGAAUUCUUUGGGUUUGUCACACCCGUCCAACCAAGAGAUUGUUCGAAUACUGGUUCGGCAGAAGACGAUAUUUCCGUUGCUGGAAGAGAUAUUGAAACUUAUUGCGAGCGGUUCAAUACGUCCGUCACAUUCAUGGAGGCGGGAUUAUCAGCCUGGAUCUGCGAAGAGGCGGAAGUUACGUCACGUUCCAGCUGGUGCAAAUGAUUGGGACGUACCAUACCCAUUUGCGCGAGGUGAAGGCCCGGAGGAGUAUGAUGCAAACUGGGCAAAGGAAAGGUGCAAGCAGCUGGUCUCUCAGCUGGUCGGUCUUAUCAAGGCUGCAACUCGAAAGGCUGCUUUGAAAAGCUACCUUCACCAGUUGAAGUUGAAGGAAGCAUUACCAGCCAUGUACACUUCACGUGACGGAGAAUCUGCAACACCAGAGCCGUCGUGCAAAGCGGAGGACGAAAAUGACUUUGCCAGAGCAGCCGCACCUAACUUCCUGUCCACUCCUCAUCCAACAAAUGAAACGCCCACGAUCUCACCGACCGACGUCACUUGCAAUGAAUACUCCACUUCGCCCCCGGCUGCCCCUCGCGCAGCUUCGCCUUCAUCCCCUGUCGAUACCACAGAUUUCUCUCAGAACGUAACCGUGGACCAGCUCCUCGAAUCCCUUCUCGCCGUGUCAUCUAGCGAUGGCCCUGUAUCGGAUCUAGAUUCCUUGCUAUCCAGUUCUACUUCUUCCAGUGUUUUUACAGAUUCGUCUAGCGAUAACCAGCAAUGGCUAUUCGAUAGCUGGAUGCCUAUCUUCGAAUCUUUUCAAAUUCCUGAGUCUGGGCUUGUGGACCUCCCUCCGCUCUCUCCACAUACGGAGAAUUCUUUGCCGUUCUCCCCACUACCCGACUUGCCCGUGGACUUUGGAAAUUUGGAGCCCCUUGAAACAGCCCCAGAAACAAGUGCAGCAAGCGCUACAGAACUGUGGAGUGACACAUUUGACGUGUCUACAUCCAUUACCGUGCCACUAGACACAGAGGUAUCCGCAAAUGUUGUCCAGCAAGGAAUUAACCAGGAAGCCUCGUCUUCUCAAGCACAUGAAAACCAAAAUCACCAUCCUCCCCAUGAUUCUGUUAUCGAUCCGGUUCUUCUGGUUCACACACGACCUUGUAUCAAUACAUUUUUGCAGGUUGAUGCUGGCCCACCGUCGCUGGUUUCGUCCCCGAUGCCCUCCAUGAGCUCCAUGGGCGACCUGGAGCUGUUAACUCCAACCUCGUCAGUCUGGGAAGUCAAUUUACCGGACAUUGCGUCAGCUUCUGGAUCUAUAGAGGAUGGGUUUUCCAGCUCGGUGCGUAUACCCGACGGCAACCUGAAAUAUUCUCAAGGGGUGAGCUUUGAUCCGGAGACGAGAAAGAGUGUAGAGGAAGAAGCGGAUGUGCGGAAUGUUUUACCUAUGUUGGUGUCGUCGGUAUUGCCCACCCAUAGAGUAGACACACCAACUCUCGCUCCGCCACCAGUCUCAAUUCCUGACAUUGUAGCACUUCCAACCCCUAGGGUUGCCUCGAGAGAACAACUUUUGAAGCAGGCGAAUACUCGUAGGGCGCAAAUAGCUGAUGCGAUUGUGAAGGCACGGACAGCUUUGUGGGAGACAACGAUUGAGGGUGGAGUUUUGGCGCAUUUGGCGAGGUAUUAUAAGUCGUAAUACAGGUAGAGUUUGUAUCAUACAAACAUUUCUCUGGGUCCUUUGCGUUCGCCUACUUGGUGAUUAUAAGUUUGAAGCUAAAGCGAAGCAGUGAAGUCACAGAGCUUGAGGGAUAUUCUUUUCUCGUUCCUGCAGUCUCAAUAUAUUGAUAAAUAAAGUUCUGGGAAGG
Desarmillaria tabescens is the source of this 2735-nucleotide messenger RNA. RefSeq lists its product as uncharacterized. The transcript has 4 exons. NCBI's taxonomy places the organism in Eukaryota, Fungi, Basidiomycota, Agaricomycetes, Agaricales, Physalacriaceae. The record is from RefSeq and is a predicted model, not a curated record. The coding region runs from base 185 to 2566 and encodes 793 amino acids.